Molecule: messenger RNA, 2383 nt
Organism: Mobula hypostoma (lesser devil ray)
Lineage: Eukaryota; Metazoa; Chordata; Chondrichthyes; Myliobatiformes; Myliobatidae
Exons: 14
Coding region: 1-1830 (609 amino acids)
Source: RefSeq, a predicted model, not a curated record
AUGAGCAACGCCGCUUUCUUUCUCGUGGCUGUGGUCAUGAAGAUUCAGAUGACCGAUACUCAAGGUCUCGGUAAACUGCGCCUAUCAGCUGAUCGUGUCGAUAACUUUUAUUUCGCGGAAGAAUCGGUUACAUUCACCUGUGAAUCUAACUAUCAAUAUUCAUUCUGCGAGUUUGAAUUGGUUCUUGAACAACGUCCUUUACAAACAAAACCCCAAACAACAAUUUCAGUAAUAAACACGGUUCUAUUUACCACCAAGGUUCUGCACACAUCGUCCCGAUAUUACACGUGCGUUUAUAAAAGCAAGUUAUCUCAGAAACCCAUAGCGCAAAGUGAAGCAGUUUUGAUAACAGUAAUUGGGCAAAAAAAUCUCCGACUAUCAGCUGACCGUGCGGAUAAAGUAUAUUUGAAAGGAGAAUCGGUUAACUUCACCUGUGAGUCCAACGAGGCACAUAAACGCAGCCACUUUCAAUUAUCCGGUGUACGUCAAUAUUCCCCAGAAGGCGACCAGGCAGACACUUCGAAGACAAAGAAGGUCACCUUUGCCUUCAUGCCCGUAAACACUGGAAAGCAAUUUUACUAUUGCUUGGCACCCUUAGGACAGAGCUCAGCAGAAGCAAUAGAAAUAUUGGCUACUCAUGAAGUGCGACUAUCAGCUGACCGUGAGGACAAAGUCUAUUUCAAAGGAGAAUCGGUUAAAUUCACUUGUGAUUCCUACAGUGAACGUGCAGUCCAGACGUUUGAACUGUAUGAAGGAGGACAGUUUGUAUCAAUGCCACGCAAGACAGCAUCAUCAUGGAUUAAAACGGCCACGUUUUACAUCAGCGCGUUGAAGACUGGAAUAAGUUACUAUCAGUGUCGGGCAGGUUCAGCAUCCAGUCGCAAACUAAAGAUAACAAUAUUGGCAGGUCUUGAUAAACUGCGGCUUUCGGCUGAUCGUGCGGAUAGGGUAUACUUAAGAGAAGAACUGAUUGUAUUAACCUGUGAAGCUAAGAAUCGGCGUUGGCUCAACAAUUUUCACUUGUAUGAUGGAGGACGACACUUAGCAGCCACCCAGGAAGAAAUUGCUUCACGGUCAAACGCAGUCAACUUUACUGUCGUGGAACCUGAGAGUGGGCCACAUCAUUAUGUUUGUCUUUACACCAGCAGUACGUACUCAGAGCAAAGCGACAUUGUGAAUAUAACCGUAGUGGAUUUGCCCAUACCGCUGUUGUCAGUGGUUUCCCCUGAUGUUGUUCAAGGGGGAAACGUUAUCUUUAUUUGCAGAAGUCCACAGGAAUUUCCGAGAAUAACGUUUUAUUUAUAUGAACAAAAUGGAUUAAAUAACUUGGUGUCCAGCAAUCCCAAUCCACAGAACAAUGCUGUAAACUUCACAAUUCAGAAUAUAGAUCGUAACAGGAGUGGUGAUUACAGCUGUGUUUACGAGGCUGUGGUAGAAGGAAGACGGUUUACAUCGGCGUGGAGUAAUUCUGUACAUUUGUCUGUAAGAGGUAAAUUCUUCUGGGAAUGGAUCCUAAUUCCUGCUGUCAUACUGCUCGUAGUCUGUGCUAUAGUGGGCAUCUACUGCUGGAAAAAUGGGAAGAUAAGAGGUCGUAGUGGAAAGAAGACAGAGUCAGCUGCUGAAGACCACGUAUAUGCCAGCAUCACUCCUGACGACCGAGAUCAUGGAAAUCAGAGGGCAGCUCUGUCGCCGUCGAAAGACCGAAGUGAUGGCAACGUCGUCUAUGCUGAUAUUACGAUGGAACUUCAAACAAAGGAACGGAACAAUCACCAAGACAACUUUGAAAUCCACAAUGAUGAUGGAACGGUCUAUGCAGCAGUGAAGCAAUAGACGUUUCAAGGGUUCUAGGGGAGCCUGUGUCCAACUUCAUGCUCGGGAAUGAUCAAAGCCUUGACCAUGGGGAUUGUAAAAUAGUUUUGAAAGAGAUGAAUGCGCUAUACAGAUUUUCUAACGCCCUUCUGACACGGAACUUCACUCGCGACGCCUUGCCCGACUGCCAGUGAAGAAGAAAAGAUGAUGACGCCUUCUUUAAUCCAUUGAUUCGUCAGGGAACUGCCGUCUGAGUUGUUGUUCAGUAGCUAGCGACAAUCACGUGGGCAGCAGAAACUGUUCGGCCCUAAGCGAUUAUCCCGCCAAACUGUAUACUCGAAUAAUUUAUACUAAAAGCACAUUGAUGCUCUCCCUUUUCGCAUUGACAGCUUGUAAUCUGAUAUCCAGAGCUUCAAAUCAGCUCCAAAUGCAUUGGAAUGAAGUGCAGAAUUGCAUCAUUAUUAUGUCAGUCGGGCCACGGGUCCCGUUUAGAAUUUUGUUGUCUCAUUUCUCAUAAUUUACCGCACAACCACCUCUUUUGCUUCUAACUUGACAUUAUACAAAUCAACAAAAA